This is a messenger RNA of Zootermopsis nevadensis, 3999 nucleotides long. Its product is annotated as phosphatase and actin regulator 2. Gene Ontology annotation, biological process: actin cytoskeleton organization. NCBI's taxonomy places the organism in Eukaryota, Metazoa, Arthropoda, Insecta, Blattodea, Termopsidae. The record is from RefSeq and is a predicted model, not a curated record. Gene Ontology annotation, molecular function: actin binding.
UCUGGCUGUCGCUUGGCUUCGUGUGGCGGGCAUCGGUUUCCUUCGCCAGUAGAGUAGUAGGACUCGUUCGGUGAGGUUAAGUACAGUGUGUGCGUUUGGUAUUCUUGUCAUUACGAUCACCUCAUGUCUGCCACCAAACACCAGGAGAACUACUCAACUGAAGAGAAGACAAGAAAACAAAACGUGUAUGUAAUUUUUGUAAUCGUGACGGCAACUGGAAAAAAUGGAAAAUUCUGUAUACCGGCAUCACAGUCAUCGGCCAUCCGUCCACACUUCUAAAUUGUAGAAAUUUUAUCGUGGUCAUGUGUGUGAAAUAUGCAAUUUUAGCUUCACUUGUCGACACGGCGUUGUGCCUGCAGUGAUGUGUUAGUGUAUUUCUGUAUUCUGAGGAUUUGUUGAUUCUUUCACGAGGGGGUUACCGACCGCACAGUGAUUAAUAAUACCAUUAUGUGUGAAUUCUAAUGUUGUAUGGUAAUCAACAUUUUUUAUUGUGGCUUCUUGUCGAUAAACCGCAUAGCCAUAUUCUAAAUGGUUUUGAAGGGGAAACAGGUGCGUGGUUGGUAUUGAUCGGUGAGGGCUACUGCAAAAGGAGAGGGUUGUACCAUGAAUGUGCUUCCAGCAUCAAGAGCAACAGCUUCGUGUGUGUAGGCCUAAAAGUGUGUAUGUAGUAGCAGCCAUGCUAGUAUAACGUGUUUGGAAAGAGCACGUGUUCAAGUGUAGUUCUGUGUUCAAAGCCAAUAUGUCAAUACGUGUUAGUGGUGUGUAUUUGGUUCCUUCACCAGGACAGCCAUCGUCUCCUGAGAAGAGUGAUGGCACAGGAAAUUGUGGUGUAGUGGCUGUUGUUAAACCAACGGCUGUGACAAUAGUAACGCCACAGCGGAGCAACAGUUUGGAUUAUUUGAAUUUUGAAGAGAAGCGGCAGUUAAUAGCAUCUUCACUAUCGCUUUCAGACUUUCUGCAUCAUGGGCCUGCUGCGGCAGCCAAAGGUGUAGCAGCUACAAAAGUCAUCGUUGCGAAGAAGCAAAAUGGGGCGGCCAUACGAACGAACAGUCUUGGAUCAGGAACGAGGACACCUCCAUUGGAAAGGAAAAGCAAAUUCUCCGCUCUAGGAAGGUUAUUCAAGCCAUGGAAGUGGAAAAGAAAGAAAAAAUCCGACAAAUUCGAAGCAGCUUCACGAUCCUUGGAGCGGAAGAUAUCCGUAAGGGCCAACAGGGACGAACUUGUACAAAAGGGUAUUCUCAUGCCAGAGAGUCCCUCUUCCCCACUUCCCGAGCCAGGUGCCGAAGUCGCCUCGUCUUUCCCUCCUAGCAGCGGCACAGUUAUCGUCCCGUCGCCUCGUCAACAACACCAGACGCCGUCCUUGCCGUUGCAUAUUCCUCCGCCCGCCGCCGCCACAGAACCGAAGAAGGAUAAGACUGAACAGGCAAAUGGGUCCAUAUCACCAAGCAGUGAUCCACCAGAGGGGCCAGCGUUAUCGUCUCCUGGUGGUGAUCCUAGUUCAGCAGCUGGAGUUGGAGUUAGUAAACCAGAAAGACCAUCGUCUCUAGGCCCAGGAAAGUUGACCCGACGUCUACUGUGUUACCACAGUGAACACUGCAUGUCACAUAGCUCACCACCACGCCCCAACAGUUUGGCAGCAGCUGCCAGUGCCAGUGCCCCCGAUGACCACACAAGUGAUGUGACUCCACCCCCUACAGAGCGCCACCCACAUCACCAUCAGCACUUGCAUCCUAACACUUUGACACUUUCAGAACUACCUGAGCCUCCAAUCCCCGUUUCAGAAAUUGGACCCAUUCCCCCACCUCCCAUGUUCAGUUCCCCGAGCCCAACCAUGCUCCUACGCCAGAAGAAUCAGCUGGGGUUUGGAGUGGGCGUUGGCAGCGGAGUGCACAAUGCUGUACCUCUUGACCUCUCGGACUUCCUCUAUGAAGAACAGGAAGAUGGGGGCGGUGACGAUGAGGAUGAAGAGGACGAAGACGGCGAUGCACGAUAUAUGUUCAGAGUGCCACAACCUGAUCCAAGCAUUGACACCUCACGUGUGGAAGAGAUACCAGCCAAGGAGCCCAAGUUCCAUGCUGUACCACUCAAGUCAGCCAAAAAAAAAGGGGGAGGAAGUGGACCUGGCACCCCUCAGAAUACUCCCACACAGGAGAGCCGGCCUCUUGCCCUGCGGCAGGAACAUCACGCCUCAUUCAAAAGGCCUUCUUCUAUUCCAAGAGUAAGAAUAAGUACACGUCCAGUGCGGUUUGGUAUUUCAUUGCCAUGUGGUAUGGAGAACAAGGAGAAUGCCCGUCCAGCAUACAUCAUCCGGGAAGACACAGACAGUGAUUCGGGCGAUGGCCCUGUUCUUUACAGAGAUGACGAUGACGAGGAAAGCCGUUUGGCAGCAAAGAUAGCGAGGAAGGACAGUCUGGCUCUGAAACUGGCAUUACGCCCCAAUCGCCAAGAGCUCAUAGCACGCAACAUCAUCCACGAGGAGAGUGAAAAUGAGAGAAUGGAGACCAAAGAGGCCAUAGGAGCCAGGCUUAUCAGGCGUUUGAGCAUGCGGCCUACCCAGGAAGAACUAGAAGAAAGGAACAUUCUUAAAAAACAAAGUGCUGCUGAGGAAAAGAAAAUGAAGGAAGAGAAAAAGCGAAUGUUAUUGAGGAAGCUAAGCUUCAGGCCAACAGUGGAAGAGUUGAAGGAAAAGAAGAUAAUCCGAUUUAAUGAUUAUAUUGAGGUAACUCAAGCUCACGAGUAUGAUCGUCGUGCUGAUAAACCCUGGACAAGACUUACACCCAAGGACAAAGCAGCUAUUCGUAAAGAGCUGAAUGAGUUCAAAAGUUCAGAGAUGGAGGUGCAUGAAGAUAGUCGACACCUCACCAGAUUCCAUAGGCCAUGACAAUUGCAAAGCCUAGGCCAAGAGAAGCAUUGGACCAUGGCGGAGUUGAGGCUGAAUGUGUGUGAGACAGUGACAGGUGGGAGUGUUGCACUUCUGAUUGUAGCAGCGGCUCAGGAGUAUGUGAGCCAGCUGGGAAUCGAAGGAUGCGGGUAGUGGUACAGUGGGCUGAGUUCAUGCUGCCAAUGGUACACCUUCAAGUGUCUCAAGAAACUCAUCACAAUCAUGCAUACUCAACUUUGCCGCAGUUAUGUACAGAAGUGUUUUUUUAUUAAAUCGAAUCACCUCUGUUGAAUAUUGAUAAUUUCAUAUAAAUAGUGCAGAUUUUUGUGUGUAAAAAGCGAUGCAAUUUUCUGUGUACAUAAAGCUGUUAUGUUGAGUCACUGCAACCAUUUUUGAAAAGAUGGUUGUAAACAAAGUAGUGCUUUUUUUGGCACACCUAGGACAGAUUUUCUGUUCAUUACUUGAUCAGACAUUUACUUCUUUAAGUCUUUUUCUACAACAGAAUAAGAAUUGUUGAUGAAAUGAAGGCAUAUUAUGGACAGGACAAAUUAAGGAUAAUACUAUCCAAAUUGAUUUGCCAUUCAAGGUGGGAAAGCCGUGGAUGAACUACGGCUGUGCUGUUUCAUCACACAGCAGUUGGGAUCCUACUGGCAGCCCUCACGAUAGGAAGCCAUUCUUAUAACUUUUUAAGUGAUACAGGAAUUAUAUUUUGUCAUGUAAAUAACUAUUCAUCUACUCUACAGUUAUGCAACUGUUGAUAAAAUGCUAGGUACAAUAGAAUUUACAACACAUUUGGAUACAACAGAUAUAACUGUUCCAAUUUCAAAAUGUAUAGAUAUGUACUAAAGAUCUCCCAAAUUCCAGAAGUUUGUAUAUAGUUAAUCGAAUAUAUCGUCAUCAGUUAGUCGCAUCUCCCCCUCAGUGAAACUUUUUAUAUAAAAUAAAUCUAUGUUGCCAAAACAGAUAUUGUGUAUUUUAUGGGCAGUAACAUUUUUGUGAGUAAUUUUUAGGUCAGUUGAACAAUACAUACAUAAAUAAACUGUUCCAUUAUUAAUGCUAUUGGUAAUGACACUGUUAUUACUAUUAACUUCGCAAUACAGUAUUUGAUUUUCAAACAA